Anolis carolinensis (green anole) is the source of this 6773-nucleotide messenger RNA. RefSeq names its product zinc finger protein 239. Gene Ontology annotation, molecular function: DNA-binding transcription repressor activity, RNA polymerase II-specific; RNA polymerase II cis-regulatory region sequence-specific DNA binding. The transcript has 2 exons. The record is from RefSeq and is a predicted model, not a curated record. Lineage: Eukaryota; Metazoa; Chordata; Lepidosauria; Squamata; Anolidae. The coding region runs from base 1533 to 2711 and encodes 392 amino acids. Gene Ontology annotation, biological process: regulation of transcription by RNA polymerase II. Gene Ontology annotation, cellular component: nucleoplasm.
UCCAGGGCGGAGGGCGAAGGCCGAAGGCGGGGAAGGGCCUUCCAACAUCCGAAGCGAAGACCGGUGGAACGGCCCGAAGAAGGGCCUCAGGCGCCCCUGACGGGUAAAAAAGGCCAAAGGGAUUCUGGCUUGCCUCAAUAGGAAUCCAGUGCCUAGAUCCAGAGAAGUCCUGCUGCCCCUCUGUUCUGUCCUGCCUUGGCCAGACCACUUCCCCUGGAACCACACUGGGCCCCAUUCUGGGCACCACCACUGAAGGGAGAUUAUUAUUUUAUUAUUAUGACACAGCAAACAAGAUAGACAUGCUGGAUUUCAUUUCACAAAAUCACAAGUUGAACACUUGUUACUAUCAUUAUAUUACGACACAGCAAACAAGAUAGACAUGCUGGAUUUCAUUUCACAAAAUCACAAGUCAAACACUUGUUACUAUCAUUAUAUUACGACACAGCAAACAAGAUAGACAUGCUGGAUUUCAUUUCACAAAAUCACAAGUCAAACACUUGUUACUAUCAUUAUAUUACGACACAGCAAACAAGAUAGACAUGCUGGAUUUCAUUUCACAAAAUCACAAGUCAAACACUUGUUACUAUCAUUAUAUUACGACACAGCAAACAAGAUAGACAUGCUGGAUUUCAUUUCACAAAAUCACAAGUCAAACACUUGUUACUAUCAUUAUAUUACGACACAGCAAACAAGAUAGACAUGCUGGAUUUCAUUUCACAAAAUCACAAGUUGAACACUUGUUACUAUCAUUAUAUUACGACACAGCAAACAAGAUAGACAUGCUGGAUUUCAUUUCACAAAAUCACAAGUCAAACACUUGUUACUAUCAUUAUAUUACGACACAGCAAACAAGAUAGACAUGCUGGAUUUCAUAUCACAAAAUCACAAAUCAAACACAUCUCAAGUGUCUAGGACUGUGUGAUGUAUUUUCGGAUGAUGCGUGCAGAUCCCAGUCGGGUGGCCUUUUGCAGUUGGCAGAUCGUAAUUUUGUCAAUGUCCAUUGUUUCCAAAUGCCGGCUGAGAUCUUUUGGCACGGCACCCAGUGUGCCCAUCACCACCGGGACCACCUGCACUGGUUUCUGCCAGAGUCUUUGCAGUUCAAUCUUGAGGUCCUGAUAGCGGCUGAGUUUUUCCUGUUGUUUUUCGUCAAUGCGACUGUCACCUGGGAUGGCAACAUCAAUGAUCCAAACCUUUUUCUUCUCCACAACUGUGAUGUCUGGUGUGUUGUGUUCCAGAACUUUGUCAGUCUUGAUCCGGAAGUCCCACAGUAUCUUUGCGUCCUCAUUUUCCAAGACUUCUGCAGGGAAAGGAACAUUCUAUGGAGCCACAUUUGUCAUGAUGAGAAACAAUCCAACAUCGAGAGGAUAUCGAAGAAUUUGGAAUUCAAACUGCAGUAAGGAAACCAGUUCUAUAGGAAGAAGCAAUGCCCUGAAGGUUCUGAUCUUGCUGAACUCUUCGCCUCACUCACAAUUCAGAAAGGGGUGGAAAGAGUGAAGUGUCUGUUGCAUUUUAAAGUAAAUAUCACUACCAAAAUGGAGAAGAAAGCAUAUAAAUGUACUGAAUGUGGAAAAAGCUUUAGUCAGCAGAGAUCUCUGCAGUUACAUGAAAGAACUCACACUGGUGAGAAACCCUAUAAAUGCCAGGAAUGUGGGAAGAGCUUCACUCACAGUGCGAAUUUACAUACACAUCAAAGAGUUCACACUGGGGAGAAACCCUUUAAAUGCCUGGAGAGUGGAAAGAGCUUUGCUGACAGUAGAAGUCUACAUAAUCAUCAUAGAACACAUGCUGGAGAGAAACCCGAUCAAUAUCUCGAGUGUGGAAAGAGCUUCACUCACAAUGCGAAUCUACACACACCUGGGGAGAAACCCUAUGAAUGCUUGAAUUGUGGAAAGAGAUUCACUUACAAUGGAAGUCUACAUAAGCAUUAUAGAACCCACACUGGGGAGAAACCCUAUAAAUGCCAGGAGUGUGGAAAGAGCUUUGCGCACAGUGGACAUCUCCAUUCACAUCAAAGAAUUCACACUGGAGAAAAGCCCUUUAAAUGUCUGGAGUGUGGAAAGAGCUUUGUUGAGAAUGGAAACCUACGUUCACAUCAAAGAACUCACACUGGGGAGAAACCCUAUGAAUGCAAGGAUUGUGGUAAGAGCUUUUCAUACAGUGGACAUCUCCAGUUGCAUCAAAGAACUCACACUGGGGAGAAACCCUACAGAUGCCAGGAGUGUGGAAAGAGUUUUGCAGACAAUGGACACCUCCAUUUACAUCAAAGAACUCACACUGGGGAGAAACCCUAUACAUGUCUGGAGUGUGGAAAGAGCUUCACUCACAGUAUAACUCUACAUAGACAUCGAAGAACUCACACUGGGGAGAAACCCUUUACUUGCCUAGAGUGUGGAAAGAGCUUCGCAUGGAGUUCACAACUACAUUUACAUCAUAAAACCCACACUGGGGAGAAACCCUAUAAAUGCCUGGAGUGUGGAAAGAGUUUCUCACAUUGUGGAAGUCUACGCAAACAUCAUAGAAUCCACACUGGAGAGAAACCCUAUAAAUGCCUCAAAUGUGGAAAGAGUUUCUCACAGAGUUACGGUCUACGCAGACAUCAUAGAACCCACACUGGGGAGAAACCCUAUAAAUGCCUGGAGUGUGGAAAGUGUUUCUCACAGAAUGGAGAUCUACGUAAACACCAUAGAAUCCACACUGAGGAGAAACUCUAAACAGACAAUCCCCAAGUUAUGAACAAGAUAGGUUCUGUAGGUUUGUUCUUAAGUUGAAUUUGUUUGUAAGUUGGAGCAGGUAUAUAUUUUAAAGUGUAACUUCAUCCAGAUGUAUAUAUUUUUAAAGCUUUGAUGUUAGUUUUGCUCUCUCUGCCCCUGUUCAGAAUAUUUCGCCUCACGUUCUGUGUCUGUGAGAAUUGGAUUUUGAAAAAAAAAUGGCUUGUUGUGAAAACAAGGAUUGGGGAUAAAACUUCAGUGGAGACCCCCGUUAGUGAAUCAGCUGGUGGAUUGAGACUAAUCACCUUCCCGGUCUCAAUUCCUCUCCAACAACCUGGCUGCCUGCUCAGAACGCAUGGAAUAAAAUAUGCUCUACGACUCCUUUCAGUUCAGCUUAUCAAAGCAGCUCAAACUUUAUUGUUAUUUACAACUAUAUACAUAGCAGACCAGAAAUUUGCCAGACUCUGUCCGUCUACAUCAGAGCGCACUGCAGGAAUGAACAUUCCAUUGUUAUCUCUAAACAAAACAACUGGCUAGAAGGCACAAACUUCCCAAAGUUACACUCUAGCAAUUUCAUUUCCCCUCUAUGCAUUUAACCUCUUCACCUCUGGAUUACACACACAGCUUUAAACUCCUAGCACAAUUUCACAUUAUACUAAUCCAUUUUACCAACAUUUUUUUUCCUAGGCAUACAUUUCUCUCACUUCCUGUUAUCUCACUAUGAGUAAUAUGUGAGUUGGAUGUUUGUAACUCAGGAACUGCCUGUACAUGCCUGGAGUGUGGAAAGAGCUUCUCUCAGAUUCCACAUCUACAUUCAUAUCAAAGAACUCAAACUGAGGAGAAACCAUAUACAGGCUGUCCUUGGGUAACAAACAAGAUAGGUUGUGUAGGUUUAUUCUUAAACUUAAUUUGUAUAUAGGCCAGUGGUACAUUUUUGAAGUGUAGUUCCAGCCAAUGUUUGUUUAGUUUUGGAUAGUAGAGGCACUCCUGUGACAUUUGUUUUGCUGUCUGUGUCCCAAUUAAGUUUUCUCCUCACUUUUUAUCCCUGUCACAAUUGAAUUUUGAAAAAUUUGGAUUGCAUCUAUCUCCAAGGCUUUUCCCACAAUAACUCCUCCAAGAGUGAUUUUUGCUUUCUAGGGGUAGAUUUCCUCUCACUUCUUGUUGGCUGAGGGACAGGAAGUGAGAUUAAAUCUUUCUAGCGAGGAUACAGAUAGUAAAGAAAUCUCACAACUUUAAUGCCACUGACAAAAACUAAAACAGUAAAACUUGCAUGGAGUUCUACUUUAAAUGCCAGUUGGAUAGAUGUCAGCAGGUGGUUCUAAAUGGGGGAGAUAGAUAGAUAGAGAUAUAGAUACAGAUACACACACACACACACAUUAUUGUGAUAUGUGAGGGGAGGGGGGACAUACAAACUUUGAAAUUCAACCAUCAGAAUACAAAUAUUAUUUCCCUAGUCCCACCGCCUCCCCAUGAAUCACCCAUGAACCACCAACCGCAAUAAUAAUUAUAAUAAUUAUAAUAAUCUUUAUUUGUAGACUGCCCUAUCUCCCUGAAGGGACUCGGGGCUGUUUCCAGUACAAAAGGCAAACAUUCAUUGCUGGCAAAGAAACAUAUUGACAAAUUAUAUCAAAGCAGCACGCCAUUACUAAAACUACAGUAGAGUCUCACUUAUCCAAUGUUCUGGAUUAUCCAACACAUUUUUGUAGUCAAUGUUUUCAAUGCAUUGUGAUAUUUUGGUGCUAAAUUCGUAAAUACAGUAAUUACUACACAGCAUUAAUGUGUAAUGAACUACUUUUGCUGUCAAAUUUGUUGUAUAACAUGAUCCUUUGGUGCUUAAUUUGUAAAAUCAUAACCUAUUUUGAUGUUUAAUAUGCUUUUUCUUAAUCUCUCCUUAUUAUCCAACAUAUUCGCUUAUCCAACGUUCUGCCGGCCCGUUUAUGUUGGAUAAGUGAGACUCUACUGUACUACCAAAUCAAAAUUAUCAAAAAUAAAACUUGAUAGCCCUAAAAAAACACAAAUUAUGUAGUAUAAAUUUAAGACAAAAUAGGAAUUUAUAACAACGACAACCUUAUAAGGGAGUAAAAUGGUUGCCAACAACUAACAGAUUGAGAUCCGUUCCAGUAUCUAGACUGGCUUUAAUAUAUCUAGACGAUGUUAUGUGUCAUGAUGUAUUCGUCUUUCUCCUUGCUGUAGCCCAUAAGUGUAUUUUUAGCAGCUUUUUAAAUGUGUAGAGAGAAGGGACAAUUUUUAAUUUUUAGUGGGAGGAUUGACUCUUCCUCUGAAAAUUGUCAUACAAUUUUUCUGUUAAUCUUUCACCUUGCAUAGUUUGGCUUUUGUUUAAGGUAACUGACCCGGACACAAACCCACAAGGUUAGGUUGUGCAAAUAACUUGGACAACUUAGCUCAUACACGGGGAAAACACCUAAAAAGAAUACAGAGCAACCACUUGCUGCUUUCUCAUACUCUAGCUGUCAUUUUCUGUGUCAUUCUUAUUUUCAUAUUAUAUUGUAUUGUAUUAUUUUCAUAUUUUGCUUGAGUGUGUAAACCCCUCUUAAAAAUAACCCUGGUACAUGUAUCUGCCUCUUGGAGAAAUGUUAUUGAUAAACCCUUAAGAAAGUUGCCUAUCUAAUUGAAUGAUUAAUGGCUAUGAGAUUUGGCUUGCUAGAUGGUGGUUACAUGAUGUUUACUUGAUUUAAUCAAUCUAUACUCAUAAUAAAAGUGAAAAUCUGUAUGUAUGUAUGUAAGUGGCACGGGUGUCCGCUCUCACAGACAGCCUCCGGCCUCCACAAACAGGCUCUAGUUCUCAGUGCUGAGGAGCCACCAAGUAAUUGUCUCCCAGGACAUUGUAGGUUACAGCGAGCACAUCCCAGUGCCCCUUUCUGUCUUCAUUUGCAUGAUCCCGCCCACUAACUCUCCUUUAACCCUUUUCUAUAGCACACAGCAAACAAAGGAAUUGAUCAGCAACUGAACAUACUAGAGAGAGAAGUUUGGGGAGAAUUCACCAUGGUUUCUAGGAGUUGUAGGGACUGGGAUCUAAGAGCCCUCUGAAGUCCACCAAUGAUGGACCUGGAACUAACUUGGCACACAGACCCAACAUGGCCAAAUUUGCAUACUGGUGGGGUUUGGGGGUGAUUGAUCUUGACAUCCAGGAGUUAUAGUUCACCUGUAUUCAGAGAACACUGAACCCAUCUGGUGACAAAUCUGGACCAAACUUGGCACACAACUUCAACAUGGGAAUAUUGGUGGACUUUGAGGGUUAUUGGUCUUUAUCUCUGGGAGUUAUAGUUCACUUGUAUUCCAUGAGCCCUCUGAACCCCACCAAUGACAGAUCUGGACCAAACUUGGCACAUAGACCCAACAUGGCCAACUGUAAAUACUGUCAGGCUUUGCGGGUGAUUGACCUCUGCACCAGAAAGUUAUAGUUGACCCAUAUGCAGAGAACACUGAACCUAGCAGAUGAUGGAUCUGGACUAAAUUUGGCACACAGACCCAGCAUGGCCAACUGUGAAUACUGGGGGAGUUUUGGGAGGGUUGACCCAAGAUUUUUGGGAACUGUAGUUCACCCACAUCCUUAUACAUUUUCUAAUGGGGGCAUUCAUAAAAAACAAAAGCAAAGACUGAGGUUUUUUCCUAAGAGAUGGCGUAACAUAUGAUCAAACUGAUAUUACCUCACAUCCAAAAACAAACAAUGCCCCUUUCAAAUAACCCGGGCAUUGCUGGGUACCCAAGCUAGUAUUAAUAAAAGGAAGAUGUAACUGCACGAAAUGUCAAAUGUCAUGGAUAUUUACUUGAUUAAUAUAAGUGAAGACAGCUGUACACAUGUACAAGUCUACAUGUCUAAAGAUUGCAAUAAUCAAUACAUUUCCAUUUUUUAGUAACUUCUGCACAUGACUGUAAAAUUGAUCUAGUCAGCAAAUCAUUGUUAGCUAAACUUUCUGCGCAUGUCUGUAACAAUACUGUAAUUACAAGUGAAACACAGCUGGGUGUUGUGACAGGUCCUUUAUUCAGCACGAGCUGACACUGUCACACUAUUUUGCAAAUAGUAAAAAGGGCUGAAAAUGGAAA